Triticum aestivum (bread wheat) is the source of this 348-nucleotide messenger RNA. RefSeq lists its product as uncharacterized. The record is from RefSeq and is a predicted model, not a curated record. The transcript has a single exon. NCBI's taxonomy places the organism in Eukaryota, Viridiplantae, Streptophyta, Magnoliopsida, Poales, Poaceae. Bases 1 to 348 code for a protein of 115 amino acids.
AUGGAGACCACUGUGGCGAGACUCCUGCUCGCGGUGACCAUGGUCUUGCUCCUCGCCAUGCCCGCCGCGAGUGGCGGCACCAUCACCAUGUCGUUCGCCUCGGAGGAGGUCGCGUCGGAGGAGGCCCUCCUCUCUCUGUACGAGCGGUGGGCGCAGCACUUCGGGAACGCUCUCCCAAGUGGAGGAGCACGCGGCAGCACCCGCUUCGCCGUCUUCGCGCAGAGUGUCCGGCUCGCGCACCAGCGCGGCCCGGGCAAACUGAAGCUCAACGAGUUCGCUGACACCGCCCUGAGCAACGACUAUAGCAUCCGCUGCUACAUUCCGCUGGCCAGAGGAGAAAAUACCUAG